Molecule: messenger RNA, 738 nt
Organism: Candidozyma haemuli
Lineage: Eukaryota; Fungi; Ascomycota; Pichiomycetes; Serinales; Metschnikowiaceae
Exons: 1
Coding region: 1-738 (245 amino acids)
Biological process (GO): nucleosome assembly
Cellular component (GO): chromatin; nucleus
Molecular function (GO): chromatin binding; histone binding
Source: RefSeq, a predicted model, not a curated record
AUGGCUGAACUUGCAGAUGCUUUGGCCAAAUUGGCCGAGAAUGAACAGGCUAUGGGCGACGCCGAGAAAGAUGUGGAGGUUUUCAGAAUCAAGCGCAUGCAAAGCAUAUACGAAAGUAGGGCAGCCAUCACCAAGACGAUUCCACAGUUCUGGUACAUUGUGCUAGCCCAGAAUGACGAUUUUGGUGAAUAUAUAAGACCUGAGGACUUGAAGUAUCUCGAGUCGAUUACUGACAUAUAUGUGGAUCAUCCAAUUGCCGAUACAGAGCACCACAGAGACUUUACCAUUACGUUUUCGUUUGGACCAGAUGGAAACGUUCCACAACAAGAUAUUGUCAAGAAGUUUACUACAGUUGAUGAAGAUGGAGAAGCUAAACUAUACUCUGAGUCUGUGGAAGUGCAAUGGCCCGAGGAACUUAAGGAUAUUAGUCCUGCUCUUAUCAGGAAGAAUAAGCAAGGCAAGAACUAUAGUCUGGAUGAAAAGAAGAAAUACAGACAAGGCAUGAAGUCGCUUUUUGCAUGGUUUGAAUGGACAGGUAAGAAACCAAGCAAAGAGUUUAGAAGCGGCGAAGAUUUGGCGAGAUUGAUCGUGGAUGACUUGGUUCCAAACGCUGUUCACUACUAUUCGGAAGCGAUCAACAACGAUGCUGAGUCUGAGGUGGAAGACAGUUCAGAAGGUGAAGAGUUGGACCUUAGUGAAGACGAACCAGAAAAGAAAAAACAAAAGACAGAAGAGUAA